Molecule: messenger RNA, 765 nt
Organism: Filobasidium floriforme
Lineage: Eukaryota; Fungi; Basidiomycota; Tremellomycetes; Filobasidiales; Filobasidiaceae
Product: Pyruvate/Phosphoenolpyruvate kinase-like domain-containing protein
Exons: 5
Coding region: 1-765 (254 amino acids)
Biological process (GO): lipid metabolic process
Cellular component (GO): cytoplasm
Molecular function (GO): phosphoric diester hydrolase activity; aldehyde-lyase activity
Source: RefSeq, a predicted model, not a curated record
AUGAAGAGCAAGGCCUUCCUCAAGAAUGCCUUGGAUGCGGGCAAGCCGGGUAUCGGCAUGUGGUUGACAAUGCGAGGCUCUUUCUUGGCCCACACGUUGGCUACAGUCCCAGGAUUCAACUGGUUGUUGGUCGACGCCGAACACGGUCAGAUCACCGACUCAGACAUCUACGACCUCUGUAACACAAUCACUAACCGAGGCAUCAGCCCGAUCGUCAGGAUCCCGUCGGAUGAGAGCUGGAUGAUCAAGCGUGCUCUCGACUCGGGAGCGUCCGGUAUCAUGACCCCCAUGUGCCAUACUGCUGACGCCGCUCGAGCCAUCGUGGCUUCCAGCAAGUUCGCCCCUCAAGGCACCCGAGGCUGUGGCUCCCCCUUCACGCAUACAGUGUUCUCCAUCCCGGCCCGAACUUAUGAGCUGGAAUGCAACAACAACCUACUCGUCAUCGUUCAGAUUGAAUCCCGCUCUGGUGUAGAAAACGUCCAGGACAUCGCUGCCGUCGAUGGGGUGGACGUGCUCUUUGUCGGUCCGUUCGAUCUGGCCAAGAGCAUGGACAUCGAGUUUGGAGGGAAAGAGCACGAGGAUGCGAUCGCCAAGACUCUGAAGGCUUGCAAGGAUAACAAGAAGUAUGCUGCCAUCUUCUGCUCAUCUGGCGAGAUCGCCAAGAAGCGUCUGGAUCAAGGUUUCGACAUGGUCUCGAUCUGCACCGAUACCGGAUCGCUCGUCAAGGAAUGCACCGCGCAGGUGCAGAUCACUCUUGGUCAGUAA